UCGGCACCGGUCUUUUUUCGCUGCCCAGAGAGCACGGCUCCUCCGCGCAGGGCGGGCACUUCCUCGCCCAUCGCGGGAGGGCAGCAUGUCUCUUACGCGAGUGGGAGAGACGAGCGGAGGGAGCAGGAGCGGGAGCAGGAACAGCACCCCGUGCCUCGGCGGCGCGCAGAAGGAGGCGGAGCGAGGGGGGAAGGCUUCUCAGACGGAGGCUGCCUCUUUCGGAGCCGACCUUGCAUCUAUAGAAUAAGGCCCGCGCGUUCUGAGAAGCAGGGGGGCUUCUAAGAAGCCCUCCCCCCUCCCCCCACUCAGAGUCUCAAGGCGGAGUGCCGGGUCAGUCGUGCACAGAGGAAGGGAGACGCAGGGGGAGCAAGCAACACGGUGAGAAGAUCAGCAGGCACAGGAGGUGGCGGAGGUCAAGGAGGAUGACGCUGAAAUCAUCCUGCCCCAACGAAAAUCUGCGCCCCAACAUUACGGAGCUGCGACUUAUCCCCGCUCAAAGCACAAAAGUGGACGUCUCGAAUGUCCCAGGUGGAAAACUAAAACUUGAAACAGUCAGCCUCAUCAGAAAGCUGGCAUUGGGAACACAUCCAUCACCACCUCCACAUCCA
Molecule: messenger RNA, 608 nt
Organism: Prorocentrum cordatum
Lineage: Eukaryota; Dinophyceae; Prorocentrales; Prorocentraceae
Source: the annotation of a GenBank genome assembly